Molecule: messenger RNA, 1123 nt
Organism: Solanum stenotomum
Lineage: Eukaryota; Viridiplantae; Streptophyta; Magnoliopsida; Solanales; Solanaceae
Product: tetraspanin-3-like
Exons: 2
Coding region: 93-953 (286 amino acids)
Biological process (GO): auxin-activated signaling pathway
Cellular component (GO): plasma membrane; plasmodesma
Source: RefSeq, a predicted model, not a curated record
AAAACACUCCCAUAUCAACCAAAAAAAAAAAAACUUUCAAGAAAGUACAUAUACAAGACGCCCCAAAAAAUAAAAAACAGAGCUUUUUCACUAUGAGAACCAGUAACCAUUUAAUAGGUCUAGUAAAUUUCUUAACAUUUCUUGCAUCAAUCCCAAUCUUGGGUGGUGGAAUAUGGCUAAGUAGCAGAGCAAACAACACAGAUUGCUUAAAAUUUCUUCAAUGGCCCUUAAUAGUUAUUGGGGUUUCUAUUAUGGUUGUUUCUUUAGCAGGUUUUGCUGGUGCUUGUUAUAGAAACACUUUCCUUAUGUACCUUUACCUUUGGGCUAUGUUUUUUAUCAUUGCUGCUUUGAUUGGAUUUGUCAUAUUUGCUUAUGCUGUCACUGAUAAAGGGUCGGGUCGACCCGUUAUGAACCGGGUCUACUCAGAGUACCAUUUGGAAGAUUACUCUGGGUGGUUGGAAGAAAGAGUUGCAAGUCAGAGUUAUUGGUCAAAAAUCAGUUCUUGUAUUAGGGAUUCUCAUGUUUGUGGUAAGAUGAGAAGGACUUAUAAUAGAGGAAUUCCAGAGCCUGUUGAGGUGUUUAAUCUUAGAAGGCUUAGUCCUCUUGAGUCUGGUUGUUGCAAACCCCCUACAGAAUGUGGGUACACUUACCUGAAUGAGACGGUGUGGAACCCAGGAAGCGGGAUCGUAGGAAGUGAUCCUGAUUGUGGUAGAUGGAGCAAUUAUCAACAGCAACUCUGCUAUAACUGCAACUCUUGCAAAGCUGGUGUUCUGGCAAGUCUGAAAAAGAGUUGGAGGAAAGUGUCUGUCAUCAACAUUGUCAUAUUGAUCAUUCUUGUGAUUAUGUAUAUGGUUGCAAUAGCAGCCUUUAGGCACAACAAACGGAUCGAUAAUGACGAGCCUUAUGGAGAAACUAGGAUGGAGAAAUCUCAACCAAGCAGGAUACACUUCUAAGAGCUUCCACAUGACAAGACAGUAAAGCUUGUAAUGUAUUUUUCCUAUGUUUGCCAUUGCUAUCUUGUUAGAACAAAAUGCUUUCAUCAUACUUCACCUGCCCCUUCUUUUCCCCCAAGAAAAUUGACUAUAUAUCUUAUAUUUUUCAAUCGAUUCUCCAAAACUUUUUA